Molecule: messenger RNA, 1059 nt
Organism: Fusarium tjaetaba
Lineage: Eukaryota; Fungi; Ascomycota; Sordariomycetes; Hypocreales; Nectriaceae
Product: GPn-loop GTPase
Exons: 3
Coding region: 1-1059 (352 amino acids)
Cellular component (GO): cytoplasm
Molecular function (GO): GTPase activity
Source: RefSeq, a predicted model, not a curated record
AUGCCCUUUGCGCAACUCGUCGUCGGCAGCCCAGGCUCUGGAAAGAGUACCUACUGUGAUGGCAUGCACCAGUUCCUGGGCGCCAUCGGGCGAGCCUGUUCAGUCGUAAACCUCGAUCCUGCCAAUGACCAUACAAACUACCCUGCGGCACUCGAUAUUCGCAACCUAGUUAAACUCGAGGAAAUUAUGAAAGAUGACAAGCUAGGACCUAAUGGUGGCAUUUUAUAUGCCCUUGAAGAAUUGGAACAUAAUUUCGAGUGGUUGGAAGAGGGACUGAAAGAAUUCAGUGAAGAUUACGUUCUUUUUGACUGCCCAGGACAGGUGGAACUAUACACACACCACAACUCCCUACGGAAUAUCUUCUACAAACUCCAGAAGAUUGGAUACAGGCUUGUCUGCGUCCACCUCUCGGAUUCUUUCUGUCUAACGCAACCCUCGCUAUACGUGUCGAACGUCCUCCUUUCCCUCCGAGCCAUGAUCCAGAUGGACAUGCCGCAUAUAAACAUCCUCUCGAAGAUCGACAAAGUCUCCGAGUAUGACGAGCUCCCGUUCAACCUCGACUAUUACACAGACGUAGACGACUUGACAUAUUUAACGCCCCAUCUCGAAUCAGAAUCGCCCGCUUUGAGGAGCGAAAAGUUUGGCAAGUUGAACGAGGCUAUCGCAAAUCUGAUCGAGAGCUACGGUCUGGUGCGUUACGAAGUCCUGGCGGUUGAAAACAAGAAAAGCAUGAUGCACAUUCUUCGUGUCAUUGAUCGUGCCGGUGGAUACGUCUUUGGUGGUGCUGAAGGUGCCAACGACACAGUGUGGGCGGUCGCCAUGAGGAGUGAGUCGUCUAUGCUAGAGGUGCAGGAUAUCCAGGAGCGCUGGAUUGAUCAAAAGGUGGAAUAUGACCAACUGGAGCGUGAGGCAGAGGAGGAGCAGGCUCGCAUCCAAGAAGAACAGGCCAUGGAGCUGGACCAAAGCGAACCAUUUGCUCCAGCGGGUGGAAUGGACCCUGACUUUGGAGAUAUGACAGUCCCAAAGGACAGUGGGAUCAAGGUAGUAAGAAAAAAAUGA